Molecule: messenger RNA, 963 nt
Organism: Trichoderma virens Gv29-8
Lineage: Eukaryota; Fungi; Ascomycota; Sordariomycetes; Hypocreales; Hypocreaceae
Exons: 1
Biological process (GO): nucleoside metabolic process
Molecular function (GO): catalytic activity
Source: RefSeq, a predicted model, not a curated record
AUGUCAAAUCCAAAUAAUUACACGGUCGGCUGGAUCUGUUCCAUCACGGCCGAAUAUGUUGCUGCCCAAGCUGUUCUCGACGAAAAGCACAAACUACCAGAGAUGGUUUCUAGCAACGACAAUAACAGCUAUGCAUUAGGUAGAAUUGGGAGACAUAACGUUGUUAUCGCUGUUUUGCCUGAUGGAGAGUAUGGCAUAUCCUCUGCAGCACGGGCGGCAGCAGAUUUGUCUCACAGCUUCCCCAACGUCAGAUUCGGCCUACUCGUUGGCACUGGCGGCGGCGUGCCAUUUAAAGAUAAAGAGUGCGAUAUGCGCUUGGGAGACGUGGUGGUGAGCUCUCCGGGCGAAGGCAGCAGCAACGGCGGCGUAUUCCAGUACGACUUUGGAAAAACUAUUCAAGAGCAGAGCUUCCAAACAACUGGAUUCCUAAACCAACCACCACGGAUUCUGCGCACAGCAAUAACCAGCCUUAAAGCGAAAUAUGAACUAGAAGGGCACCGAUUUAAGGAAGCUAUCGAUGCCAUCCUCAAAAAACAUCCAAGGCUACAGGGGAAAUACCAACGGCCAGAUCCAAGCAGUGACAGAUUAUAUCAGCGUCAUAUCCGCCACCCUAUGGACAAGAAAUCGAAAUGUGCCGAGUCAUGUGGAAAUAACGGGCCAAACCUUAUCCCACGGCCUCCAAGGACUGAGCAUCAAGAUGAUCCAAUGAUUCAUUACGGCCUGAUUGCUUCGGCAAACCAGCUAAUGAAGGACGCCACGCUUCGAGAUAGGCUCGCGGCAGAAAAAGACGUCGUGUGCUUUGAGAUGGAAGCUGCUGGACUAAUGAAUCACUUUCCAUGUCUUGUCGUCCGCGGCAUUUGCAAUUAUUCAGACUCCCAUAAGAAUGAGGAGUGGCAGGGAUAUGCAGCAAUGGUGGCGGCGAUGUAUGCAAAGGAUCUUCUUGGCCAGAUUGUGCCAAAUAGA